CAUAUGAAGGGGUAAAGAGGGAAAACUAGGUAAUAUUUCAGUAAAUUGCGUCUGCACCGGAUUUAUCUCUUGGCAAACUGCUGAUCUUUGUCUGGUUUGUGUCACUGUCCAAGAUGGCAGCGCUACUGGGACUGCGUGCUUUCGUCUCCGCUCUUCAGCUGUCCUCACCGAGCCUUGUGCAGAGUUCAUUUAAAUUAUGUGCUGUGCCCCUGAGUCGGCGGACCUUUGCUGCAGAGGCUAAAAAGACUUACAGCAGAGAGAAGCCCCACGUCAACGUUGGAACAAUUGGACAUGUCGAUCAUGGCAAGACCACCCUCACUGCAGCCAUAACAAAGGUACUUGCUGAUGCCGGUGGUGCCAACUUUAAAAAGUAUGAGGACAUCGACAAUGCCCCUGAGGAAAAGGCCCGGGGAAUCACCAUCAACGCCUCUCAUGUGGAAUACACCACAGCCAACAGACAUUACGCUCACACAGAUUGCCCUGGUCAUGCUGACUAUGUCAAGAACAUGAUCACAGGCACUGCUCAGAUGGACGGCUGCAUCCUGGUGGUGGCGGCCACCGAUGGUCAGAUGCCCCAAACUCGUGAGCACCUCCUGCUGGCGAGGCAGAUCGGGGUCGAGCACGUAGUGGUGUUCAUCAACAAGGCGGACGCGGUGGAGGACAAGGAAAUGCUGGAGCUGGUGGAGAUCGAAAUCCGCGAGCUUCUCACGGAGUUCGGCUACGACGGCAACACCACGCCUGUUGUGAUAGGCUCGGCCCUCUGUGCUCUGGAGGGUCGUGAGCCAGAGCUCGGUGUCAGUGCAGUCAUGAAACUGCUGGAGAUUGUGGAUUCGUAUGUUCCAUUGCAACGAGAACUGGAAAAGCCGUUCCUUUUGCCGAUCGAAAGUGUUUAUUCAAUCCCAGGCCGGGGGACAGUCGUGACCGGCACCAUGGAGAGGGGUGUUUUGAAAAAAGGGUCCGACUGUGAGUUUGUGGGUCACAAUCGCAGUUCCAAAUCUGUGGUUACAGGUAUCGAGAUGUUCCAUAAAUCUCUGGAUCAGGCCGAGGCCGGGGACAACCUGGGCGCUCUUGUCCGAGGCAUGAAGAGGGAGGACGUGAGGCGAGGGAUGGUGAUGUGUAAGCCGGGAUCCAUCAAGCCUCACCAGAAAGUCAACGCUCAGGUGUACAUUCUGAGUAAAGAGGAGGGAGGACGACACAAGCCGUUUGUCACCAACUUUAUGCCAGUCAUGUUCUCCUUAACGUGGGACAUGGCCUGCAGAGUCACCGUGCCUUCUGGCAAGGAUAUGGUGAUGCCGGGGGAGGACACCUCCUUGACCCUCACGCUCCGACAACCGAUGGUCCUGGAGAAAGGUCAGAGGUUCACUCUCAGAGACGGCAACAAAACUAUCGGCACCGGCCUGGUGACGGACAUCCUGACAAUGACAGACGAAGACCAGUGGGUGUCAUAAGAAAGCAUACGGGGGAACUCUGGGUUUAGGGUUGGGAAGGGGAGGCGGGGGGUAUUUGGGAGGAUUUAAUGGAAGGGUGCUUGUCUGUGUCUGCCACGAUUAAAUACUGUAAUUCCCCAAAGUUGCAAACGCAGAGGAUACCUUAUAUACAGCUUCAUCUGAUAUGUUGCGAUAUUACAGUCAUCCAAAAUAUUUGUGAAGGGCCAGAGCGCUUCAUGUCAUUUAUGUAAUAAAAUAUAUUAAAUAACUUCA
Syngnathoides biaculeatus (alligator pipefish) is the source of this 1700-nucleotide messenger RNA. It is a transcript of the gene tufm, whose product is annotated as Tu translation elongation factor, mitochondrial. The record is from RefSeq and is a predicted model, not a curated record. Lineage: Eukaryota; Metazoa; Chordata; Actinopteri; Syngnathiformes; Syngnathidae. Gene Ontology annotation, biological process: mitochondrial translational elongation. Gene Ontology annotation, molecular function: GTPase activity; translation elongation factor activity; GTP binding. Gene Ontology annotation, cellular component: mitochondrion.